Molecule: messenger RNA, 576 nt
Organism: Striga asiatica
Lineage: Eukaryota; Viridiplantae; Streptophyta; Magnoliopsida; Lamiales; Orobanchaceae
Source: the annotation of a GenBank genome assembly
AUGUGUAGCUCCGGCGAGGUGGUCUGCGACGGAGGUGCGUGGAUAGGCACUGGAGAAGACGAAGGAGCCAUGGUUAUCGGAGACAAGGCCUGCCGGCCGGCCGUGAGGGCCGCCGGCAGCGACGGCGGUGACGAGGGAGAUCAGCCCGCCGCUGGCCUCUGCCGUGCCUCCGCCAGGCCUUCGCUGCCCGACGCGACCCCCGAAUCCGAUGAAGGAGACGUCGGCUGGCCUCUACCAUGUCUCCGCCGCCUGGCGCCAACAGCAAUGCAGGAGACGCCGGUCGUGACUCUGACGUGCAUCGAGAACCAUUUUCGUCGGCGUCCUCCAACAGACAUCCUCAGCACCGGUCGCCGGUCGCCUCAUCGAGCUCCCCUCCAUCUCCUGCAUCUUCUUCUUCCGCAGGAGGCGCAAGCGAGGAGGCGCAAGCGAGGAGGAAGCCGAGGCGGCCUCCUGGAUCAUGCUAGGCUGACAAGGAUCGGAGACGAACAAGACGGCGUUCGAAUGGCGGAAGGAGACGGCGGCAGUGGUCGGAUGGCGAAACGUGACGGCGCACGACUGACCGGCAGUGAGAAGUAG